CGAGAUUAUUACCCCUAGAGGUAGCAAUCACUCAUGUUGUACGAGUCUUAUGAGAGGGUAAGGUAGCAACGAAAGGUAGGAGGCUGAGAAAUAUUGGGACCGAUGAGACCGGUGAGACCUUAGAGUAGCCAUUCUCUCUAGGCUGCUGGCUGGACGUCUUUUGGUCAACUCAAGUUGCCAUGGUUUUUUUUGCUAUACGCAUGACCAACGGUUGACUACCUUAGGUAGUGCUGAGGUUGUCAGAAUGCAUUGCAAGAGGUUGUCAGAAUGCAUUGCAACAGUUUGAUGAGGGGGAGGUAGCAAUGAAAGGAAUACGGCGAGAAGGAACGAACCGAGGAGGUCGCGGAAGACCGAUCAUGGACUGGAUAGAUGUAUAAAAGGUUGGGACGACCGACGAGUGUUGCGAUCUUGUCCAAGCCAAACAAUCAUCACUCCCUCCAAACCGAGUUCCUAGGUCACACCACCCUUUGAUCCCAAAGAAAGAAGCAAAAAUGGUCCACCUCGCCCUCGUCUCCCUCGCGGCCAUGAGCCUCCUCACUCUCGUCACCGCGGCUCCCGCGGCCACCACCGAACCCGUCUUCUCCUUCGCCAAGUGGGUCGACGACGUGAUCGCCAACCCGGAGACUGCCCUCGGGCCGGAGGAGGCGUGGCAGGCCUACCUCGACACUGCCAAUUUUACUUCCGUCCCCGUUGCUGCCAAUGGUGGCGCCCAAAAGCGAUGGGAUCCCGAAGUGUCAUGCGACACCUAUGAGCCCGGUCCGGCAUAUGCUCCCGACGCCGUGUGGUGCAUCAAUUACCUCGCCGGCAAAGGCUCUACCCAAUGUGUCGUUGGAACUGCCACUGCUAUGUGCGUCCAUGGAAGGGCCCAGAUCACGGGCGUUUCCGGGGUGAGCAGUCACACUCAGCAGAGUACUUGCCAAGCAGUUGCCCAGACUGCCGGUCUCAUCAUGGACACUUGCACCAAGAACAAUUAUGUAGAAGGUCAGCGCCUCAACGUCCAAGCUGGCGUACAGAUGGCCGUGCACAUCAGGGCUCCUGGGCUGUAAGCAGGUAUUUAUGGGUACCUUAUGGAUGAGUGUUGGUACCGAGUUUGUCAGGGUGGCGAUUUACCUGGGUGACUGGGGUAUGUAGUGGUAGGUAGGAAUCUAGCCGAUGUAAGUAUUGAAUAUCGAUGGCAAGAGAGGAAAAAAUUGGGGGUGACGGAGAGUUCUCUUCUCAUACUCGCCUUUGUAUAUCCAG
Messenger RNA from Neurospora tetraspora, 1239 nucleotides. RefSeq lists its product as uncharacterized. The record is from RefSeq and is a predicted model, not a curated record. The coding region runs from base 492 to 1046 and encodes 184 amino acids. NCBI's taxonomy places the organism in Eukaryota, Fungi, Ascomycota, Sordariomycetes, Sordariales, Sordariaceae. The transcript has 3 exons.